GGCGGUAUUAACGCCUUACCCCUGAGACAGAGACUCUUGUUUUCCACAUUGAGAGCAUCAUCAGAAUGACAUCAUUGCUCAUCAGUAACUCGUUUAACGUUCUAGUCAAUUAAUAGCAACCUGACUAAAGCAGCCAACCAACGUGUCAGCGAUGGAGAUUAUUUUUUCGCCAAAGUGAACCAACAAAAUGAAGAUGAAGUCACACAGUCUUGGGGAAGCAGCUCUUUGGAUGCGUGAAGGGACAGGGAAGUUUUCAAACUCUUCCGACUUAAAUAGCACAGAGCUCGAGCCUCUCCUCCUGUCGCGUGCAGUCCCGCUCGGCUUGGCUUUGGGGACUUUCAUUAUCUUUGCGGUGGCCGGAAACAUCUUGGUGAUACUGUCCGUGAUGUGCAAUAGGCACCUGCGAUCUCCAACUAACUAUUUCAUAGUUAAUCUCGCUAUUGCCGACCUGCUCCUUGGCACAACCGUGUUACCCGUAUCAGCCACAUUGGAAAUAUUGGGUUACUGGGUGUUCGGGAGGAUUUUCUGUGAUGCUUGGGCAGCGGUUGAUGUGUUAUGCUGCACCGCAUCCAUCAUGAGUCUGUGCGUAAUCUCCAUUGACCGUUACAUCGGAGUGAGCCAUCCUUUGCAGUACCCUAACAUCGUGACGGGACGCAGAGCUCUGUUGGCCAUGCUGGGGGUAUGGAUCCUGUCACUGGUCAUCUCCAUUGGACCACUGCUAGGAUGGAAGCAGGCUCCGUCGCCGGACGAAACAGUGUGCGUAAUAACCGAGGAACCCUUUUACGCGCUCUUCUCAUCGCUCGGCUCCUUCUAUAUUCCGUUAAUUGUUAUUCUAGUCAUGUACUGUCGUGUUUACGUGGUGGCUAAACGGACCACGAAGAAUCUGGAAGCCGGCGUGAAGACGGAAACGAUGAAUUCAGGUGAAAUAACGCUGAGGAUUCACAGGGGUUCGCAGGUGCACGAGGACCCCGGCGCGGCAGCCAAGGGUCGCCCGCAUCAGGCGAGGAGUUCUCUGACGGUCAAACUUCUGAAGUUUUCCAGGGAAAAGAAAGCAGCUAAGACCCUAGGGGUUGUGGUUGGCAUGUUUACGUUGUGCUGGAUGCCAUUCUUCCUCACUUUACCAAUUGUCGCGUUCAACCUCAGCCUGCGGCCUCCUGAAACAGUCUACAAAAUCAUCUUCUGGCUCGGUUACUUCAAUAGCUGCCUGAAUCCCAUCAUCUAUCCCUGCUACAGCCGGGAGUUCAAGCUAGCUUUCAUCCGCAUCCUGAAGUGCAGAUGUCACCGCAGAAGACGGCCAGGUUGGAGAGCGUACAACUACCAGGGCUCCCAAAUCAGCUCCUUCUACUCACGGCAAGACUCAAAGGACUCUGUGAACUAUGGUAGUUACCUAAAUGGGAGCCAGAGAACCCUGUCCUCUGCCAACCACAGCCCUAGUUAUCAUACCAAAGGCCUGUCGCACUUCCAGGAGGACGGACCCAGACAUGCCCGGAGCAGGACACCUUCUGUGUUAUCUGAGAGUACUUUGGAUCAUCAUCUUGAGCCUGUGGAGGAAGAUCCAACCCAGUCUGUAGGCAAUCCAGAUCAAGCUGCUUUCAGAAAUUGGCCUCAAGAGCAACUGAAAGAGUGAGGACGUCGAACUAUAAGUGGCACAAGACUACUUUUGUUUUUUUCAGUCGCCUUAACUAUUUUCAUGGACAAGAAUAGUAUGAAGAAAUCAUAUUUCUUUCUAAACUAUUUAAAUCUAGUAUACAACCUGGCGUUAAUGUACAGCACGGUGUGAAUACUCUGGUAUUCUGUAACAAACACAGCAUUAAAGCAAUUGUGCUGAACAUUUUUCAUUCAUUUCCAAUACAAAAUAACUGAUUCCUUGAUUUGCAUGUUGUAUAGCUGCCUUUUAAGAUAUACGUUACACUGAAAUAUUGUUCUUUCAAAAGAACAUUCUUUUUCAUCAUAUAUGAUUAACCAAAGGACAUUAAUACAUUUUACAAAAUGGGUUAGAAGCCUUCUAGAAUGGAAUGAGAAAACAGUUCCCACAUCUCAAGAAUCUAAGAGAGAAUUAUUUAUUUAUCAUCAACAGAUGCAAUUCAGAGGCUCUUCACUGGGUAUAGACAAUGCACUGUACAUUUUAUUUACAUUCAUUUAUCAUAAGCACCCAUGUUCAAGAAAGGGCUUCUAUUAUUUUUUGUUACAAAGAAUCCAGGCUACUCAAUGAAACCCCUUAGGAGAUGGUAAGAACCAGAGAUCGGUUAUCAAUACUGCCUUGAACAUUUUACGUUAGGAAUGGAAAACAAGACUGCACGAAUACACAUUUAUACAACAGUCUUUGAACAGAAUCAACCUUUGACAAUCUCAAGCCGCAAUACAAGAAUGAUCUGAAUAGUGUAAUUAGAAACAUCAUGAUCGGUUUACGGUCCAAAUCACUUAAACACUAAAUCCAAAGCAGAAGUGUAAAUGUCUAAGUAAAAAAUAAAUUACACUUAAGAUUUAGUAGCUGCAACUCAACAUAAAAAGGCUAACAGAAUUUGAAAGAGAAAUAUUCAUAAAUUGAACUGAAUACACUUCCCAUCCCCACCAGCAAAAGAGCAGUUAAUAGUAUGCUGCUAACAUUAAAAAAAGAAAGAAA
This is a messenger RNA of Carassius auratus (goldfish), 2623 nucleotides long. Its product is annotated as alpha-1A adrenergic receptor-like. The record is from RefSeq and is a predicted model, not a curated record. NCBI's taxonomy places the organism in Eukaryota, Metazoa, Chordata, Actinopteri, Cypriniformes, Cyprinidae. The coding region runs from base 188 to 1627 and encodes 479 amino acids. The transcript is spliced from 2 exons. Gene Ontology annotation, molecular function: alpha1-adrenergic receptor activity. Gene Ontology annotation, cellular component: plasma membrane. Gene Ontology annotation, biological process: phospholipase C-activating G protein-coupled receptor signaling pathway; cell-cell signaling; positive regulation of MAPK cascade.